AUGAAGACGUUCAUUGUGUUGAGUCUGGCGGUGGCACUGGUGGCCGGUGCCAGUCUGGAUAAGUCCUCUGCUAAGGAAGCACAGGAUCGCAAACUGGACGGACAGUCCAAGAACCAUGGCAAGCGUGGUUUACUUGACUACGGUUACGGCUACGCCAAGGAACCAGAGCUGCAGGGUGGCUUUAAGCCCUCCUUCGGAUACGACAUCACCGUAAACGAGCAUCAUGUACCACAGUUUAAGACCUAUUCUGCUCCCGAAUAUCACCACAACCAGUACGCGCCGUUUCACAAGGAACCAACCGUGUACAACUGGAAGGAAGAGAAGCACACCAUCAUCACCAAGAAAGUCCCCGUACCGUACCCGGUGAAUGUGGAGAAGCAGGUGGUGAUCGAAAAGAAGGUCCCAGUCCAUGUGCCAGUGAAGGUGCACGUCCCGUAUCGCGUGGAAGUGGAGAAGAAGGUCCCCGUGUACGUCGAGAAGAAGGUUCACGUUGAUCGUCCGGUGCCGUAUCCGGUGAAGGUGAAGGUUCCAGUGUACCACAAGGUGGAAGUUGAAGUUCCCAAGCCGUACCCGGUUCACAUUCCCAAGCCGUACCCGGUGUACAUCGAAAAGGAAGUUCACGUCCCGGUCGUUCACCGUGUGGAGGUUGAGAAGCCGUACCCGGUGUAUGUGGAGAAACCGGUGCUAGUGGAGCAGAGCCACGAGCAUAGCCACGAGCAUAGCCACGAGCAGGAGCACACCGUGCAUCACAACAUUCGCCCAGUUGGCAUCAAGUCUACGGACUUCAUCUCCGAGCCUAUCAAUGUUGCCGAGCACGAACAUCAGUACGGUGAGGAGUCGCAGAAGAUCGAACGUAAGGUGGAAAGCAAUCAGAAGUCUGCUUCGGACGCUGCCAGCGAACAGUCGAAGGAGUCGGAAAAAACAACCGAAAAGGAAUCUGCUCACGCUGGGGCGGCCCCCGGUUACCGUUCACCAAUCGGUGAGAUGAUUUGCAACGGGAUUCGUGAAGAUCUUCACGAUCCGUCCUACAGUUUGGGCGAUCUGUGGAUUGUUUCACUUCUCACGCUGUCGCUAGCAAACGCGCAUCUGUUCAAGAAAAAGCUUAUACUCAGCUCGGAAUCUGACGGUGGCCAUAGCGGUGGAGGCAGCUUUUCCUUGGGUGGCGGAAGUUUUGGACUAUCGUUUGGAGGUGGCCUGCACGGUUCCGGAGCUGGUGGUGGUCAUGGAGGCUCUGCUGGAGGAGGCUAUGGAGGAGGAUCCGGUGGUCCGAGUUACUCAAACGGGGGACAUACUGGAGGAUACGGUGGAGGUGCUCCAAGUCAUUCCGGUUCAGGCGGUAGCCAUCAAGUAGCUGGAAGCACUGCUUUUGCAAGUGCAAGUGCAAGUGCCAGUGCAAGUGCAGGAGGUGCCUCAUCGGGACACACCGGUGAACAUUCCAGUUAUGCUCCAUCACACGGAGGAUCGUCUGGAUACGGACAUAAUGGCGGCAAUGUUGGUGGACAUGCAGUAAAUGCCCCGUCCGACCAUCUUACACCUCCAGCGGGAACGGGCAGUGCCGGUGGUUAUCAAGGAUCGGGUGGAGCGUCUCACAGCUAUGGCAACAGUUUCGCGAACGCUGGAGCUAGUGCCGGAGGACAUGCAGGUGUACCUCAAGGUUCGACGGGUGGUUCUUAUCAUGGUGGUGCUCCACAACAGUCAUAUGGUGGGGCCGGACCAGCUCCUUCCAGCGGAUAUGGUGGAUACAGUGGAUCAGCUCCUUCUAAUGGACACGGUGGCCACGGUGGACACGGUGGUUUUACGAAGCAAAUCACCAUCACUAAACACGUCGAUAACAGUCCUCCUCCGCGACCGAUCGUUAUUGAAAAGCCUGUCCCAGUACCGGUCGAUCGACCCUAUCCGGUGUACAUCGAGAAAGAGGUACCUGUGACGGUAGUGAAGGAGGUCCCAGUUCACUCGGGAGGUGGUGGUGGAGGUAGUUACGGAAGUGGUUCGGGCCAUGCUGCAGCCAGUGCGAGUGCCAGCGCAAGUGCGCACGCGGGAGCAAGUGCCGGUGGAUUCGGUGGUAAUUACGGUGGUUCUAACGGAGGCGGUUACGGAGGUAACAGUGGGCAUGCUGGAGGAGGCUAUGGCGGUGUAAAUGGGGGAAGUGUUGGAGCAGGUGGUGGAUACGGUGGUGGUAGCCAUGGUGGAGGUCAUGGAGGCGCAUCGUUCACCAAGACGAUUACAUUUGAGAAAACCUUCAACAAGCAUAAACACCAUCUCCAUCACCACGGAUGGUAGAAUGUGUAAGAUUUCCUCAUGGUUGACGGGAAAUGGAUGAUCGUCGUAUCGGACAUU
Anopheles maculipalpis is the source of this 2337-nucleotide messenger RNA. Its product is annotated as keratin, type I cytoskeletal 9-like. The transcript is spliced from 5 exons. The record is from RefSeq and is a predicted model, not a curated record. Lineage: Eukaryota; Metazoa; Arthropoda; Insecta; Diptera; Culicidae. Bases 1 to 2280 code for a protein of 759 amino acids.